Messenger RNA from Ananas comosus (pineapple), 1740 nucleotides. Its product is annotated as allene oxide synthase 2-like. The transcript has 3 exons. The record is from RefSeq and is a predicted model, not a curated record. Bases 156 to 1625 code for a protein of 489 amino acids. Gene Ontology annotation, molecular function: iron ion binding; monooxygenase activity; oxidoreductase activity, acting on paired donors, with incorporation or reduction of molecular oxygen. NCBI's taxonomy places the organism in Eukaryota, Viridiplantae, Streptophyta, Magnoliopsida, Poales, Bromeliaceae. Gene Ontology annotation, biological process: sterol metabolic process.
AGACAUUCGAUCAAUUAGAGAAACGUGAAAUGAGUGGCAGAUCUAGAAUUGCCGACGAAUAGAAGAGAAUAAGCAGCUGGCGAGCUAGCUAACUAGCUAUAUAUAGAGCUAGUCUCUCUAGAUCUCUCUCCGUUGCCCUGAUCAGAAGAUCGAUCAUGGCGAGCACCAAUAUGCAGCCCGCAGCUGCCGGAUAUAAAGAUGAGUUUGAUAAGAUUCUUCCCGUCAAGCCGAUCCCGGGAAGCUACGGCACGCCGGUGAUCACCCCGAUCAAGGACCGGCUGGACUUCUACUACUUCCAGGGGCAGGACAAGUACUUCCAGUCGCGCGCCGACAAGUACAAGUCGACGGUGGUGCGGAUCAACGUGCCUCCGGGCCCCACCAUGGCCUCCGACCCCCGCGUCAUCGCCCUCCUCGACGCCAAGACCUUCCCCGUCCUCUUCGACGUCUCCAAGGUCGAGAAGAAGGACGUCUUCACCGGCACCUACAUGCCCUCCACCUCCCUCACCGGCGGCUACCGCGUCUGCUCCUACCUCGACCCCUCCGAGUCCAACCACACCAAGAUCAAGCAGCUCCUCUUCACCCUCCUCGCCUCCCGCAAGGACCAGGUGAUCCCGACGUUCCGCACCAACUUCGGGGCCCUCUUCGCGACGAUGGAGUCGCAGGUAUCCUCCUCCGGCAAGUCCGACUUCAAUGCGCUCAACGACGCCACGUCCUUCGACUUCCUCGGGGACGCCUACUUCGGCGUGAUCCCCUCGAAGACCGCCCUCGGCUCCACCGGGCCCACUAAGGCCAGCAAGUGGCUGCUCUUCCAGCUGGCCCCGCUCACCAGCCUCGGCCUCCCCAUGGUCGUCGAGGAGCUCUUCCUCCACACCUUCCCCCUCCCCCCGCUUCUCGCCCGCUCCGACUACAAGGCGCUCUACGACUACUUCAGCUCCGCGGCAGCAUCGGCGCUCGACACGGCAGAGACGCAGCUGGGGCUCUCCCGGGACGAGGCCUGCCACAACCUGCUCUUCGCCACCGUGUUCAACAGCUACGGAGGAAUGAAGGUGCUGCUCCCGGGGAUCCUAAGCUGGCUGGCGAAAGCGGACCCGACGCUGCACGCGCGGCUGGCGACGGAGAUCCGCGGGGCGGUGGCGAAAGCCGGGGGGAAGGUGACGCUGGAGGCGGUGCAGAGCAUGGAGCUGACGCUGUCGGUGGUGUACGAGGCGCUGCGCAUGGACCCGCCCGUGAAGUUUCAGUACGGGCACGCGAAGAAGGACCUGGUGAUCGAGGGCUACGACGCCAAGUACGCGGUGAAGAGAGGGGAGAUGCUGUUCGGGUACCAGCCGAUGGCGACGAGGGACGCGAAGGUGUUCGGCGAGACGGCGGCGCAGUUCGUGGGCGACCGCUUCGUGGGGUCGGAGGGCCGGAAGCUGCUCAAGUACGUGGUGUGGUCGAACGGGCCGGAGACGGAGAGCCCGUCGGUGUCGAACAAGCAGUGCCCCGGGAAGGACCUGGUGGUGCUGGUGGGCCGCCUCCUCGUCGUCGACUUCUUCCUCCGCUACGACACCUUCACGGCCGAAGUCGGCCAGGAGCUGCUCGGGGCCAAGGUCGUCGUCACCUCGCUGACCAAGGCCACCUCCUGAUUAGGACUCCCACAAACCACUCCACCACCACCGCCCCUAAAUUAAUUAUCUAUAUAAUAAUCAUGUAUGCCUAAUUCAUUUUACUUAAUAAAUGAAGCAGAUAACUUGCUAUCUA